UUCCGAGGCCUUGACGGGAGCAUAACAAGGCAAGAUUGAUGCAACUAAUGGCGGAUAGAACAUCCCACCGCUUUGUCUGGUUUUUAGGUUUGGUUUUGAUCAUUGCGAGGGGUUUACAAAUCAAAGCAAAAGAUAUCUCAAUACAUCAACACACGUGCGAUAGCGAUGAAAACGAAGAGGGCUUCUGUGACACGAUAGAUGAAAUUAAAUACGUUCAGAACGACGAAAUUGUGGACUUAAAGGAAGAAAUACCAAGAAUACAAAAGACAGAACAAGUUGAAAGUCUUUCACAAGAUUUGAAAGAGGGACAACAAAGUAACGAGGUUCAUAACAAUUUAUCAGAAAGCAAUGAUAAACAAGUUUUAUCUAACAGCAACACAACUACGGAAUGGAUUGGACUUCAGGUUCCAGUUGUCGAUGGAAUUAAGGUUGGUCAUAUUCAAGAGAUUGAAAUUCUACCUGGCAUCAAACGUCACAUAAAAACCCUGAGCAUGCGUCCUCUUGUAUUUGAGAUUCCCGAUUUUCUUGACGAGGACGAAUGUGAACUCAUCAUAGCUAUGGCUGAAAACAAAAAACUCAGUGAUAAUCCUAAGAAAACAGAUAACCGAGGUGUUUACUAUGAAGACCCUCUGAACACUUUCAAACAGUGGGACUUGAAUGGUGAUGAAUACAUUGACGCAGAGGAGGCUUCAAGCAGUUACCAAAAUACCAAAGGAAAUUAUUCAGGAGAGUGAACCCAUGCAGGUGAUGCAGUUUGAAGAAAACAACUAUCAAUAUUGCCAACAAGAUAGUGAGCCUAAAUUUGAGGGUGUUCCCUGCUGUCUGUACGGAGACAUGAAAGAAUGCAGAAUAUGCAGGUACAUAACACUAGCUUAUUUCCUCAACGAUGUCGAUGAAGGAGGGGAAUUGGUGAUGCCACUUGCAAAUAGCGAAUUUGAGGAUGACAUCAUGAACAACUCUGGUACCUGGACAGGGUUUUUCACUUACGACAAGACAACCGGAAGUCGAAGUACCUUUGAAGUGGAUGUACAAUUUAAAAUGGAUGGUGCUAAUAAAGUUAUUUAUGGCAAAGGAAGUGACGACAGCGGGGAAUUCGAACUGAUUGACAGUCUGUUGACAGGAAACAUAAUAAGAUUCCGCAAGAAGUAUUUGAAUCAAGGAAACAAAGAUUUUUCCAUUAAAUACGCUGGACAAUUAAAGGGAAAUACACAAAUAGAUGGAAAGUGGUGGGUUCCUGGCGGGGAGAAGAUGCGUGGAAAAUUUUUCAUGCGUCACAAACGAUACGAGAAAUGGAUGAACAAUGCUAUUGGAAAAUGCAACUCACACGAGUACUGUGCUAAAGGCAAACUGGUCAUCAAACCGAAACGAGGCAAGGCUGUCAUGUGGUACAACCAUGUGCCUAAUGAUGAUGGUACAUGGAUCGGGGGACUGGAUAACAGGAUGUACUACGGUCACUGUGACGUCACUAAAGGCGAGAAAUGGAUGGCCACUAAUUGGAUCAACAUAGAUGGUGACGGGGAGAUGGAGUUGAGGGCCUGGAAACGAGGUAUAAACCUCAUAUUUGACGCUAGGAAGCACUUGAACCAGAACAUUCUUCAAAGAAUGCGAAGAGCUGAAGACAAUAAAGCACCAGAUGAGAUUGAAGAAGAACUUAACAAUGAUAUGGAGAACACCCAGGAAUGGACGUUUGAAUCUCGUCCGAAAGAAAGACACGUUCUUAAUGCUGUUGUAUCACUGUUAGAAUCUCUUAGCGAAGAAGAAAUGGUAGCUGUUUCGAAGAAAGUACAUGAGAAACUUCAGAUGCUAUGUGUACCUUUAGUUCUAAACCAAGGCGGUAAAAUUUCUUUAGUGGAUGGAAGUAAGGCUGAGUGAAAGAGAAAACAUUCUCGCCUCUAGAAUGCAAUUAUAGGUAAAAUAAUUUUCGAACUUUUUUAUUGUGGAUAAAAAGUCAUUAUUUAAGAGUUGAACAUUUUAAGGAAAGUUUAUUAGAGGUACUAAGGGAUCAGUAAUUUUUCACAUGGUUUUCAGGGCGGAGGGGUAUCAGUCGUUGCCAACAGGGUAUAAACUGACCGCCAAUUAACUGGUAAUGAGUGGCGGGAAUCAUAAGAGUAUUAUUUGCCUUAUGUUGGGAUUUCAUUGCGACACAACCAAAAUCCUCCAAGCCUCUCACCCCCGGCAAUAACCAUGAUGACCGGUCCCUAGAGCUAUAUUGUUUAUAUUUCUGUACAGAGAAGCUAUAACGUUGACGUUUCGUGUAUAAAACCUUAAUGUGUGUUGUUUUCCCAUGACGGUCAUUAAAUAUUCCUUUCCUGAAGUACAUAGACAUCAUGUUGUACAAAGGGUUAUUGGCACAUUUGUUGAGAAAACCGUUUUGCGUGAGGAUUCUCGCAGUAAUUGAAUGUAGAACGGUUCGUCAAUUAGUAAAAUGCUGAUGCGCAAGCA
Pocillopora damicornis (cauliflower coral) is the source of this 2442-nucleotide messenger RNA. RefSeq lists its product as uncharacterized. Gene Ontology annotation, biological process: peptidyl-proline hydroxylation to 4-hydroxy-L-proline. Lineage: Eukaryota; Metazoa; Cnidaria; Anthozoa; Scleractinia; Pocilloporidae. Gene Ontology annotation, molecular function: procollagen-proline 4-dioxygenase activity. The record is from RefSeq and is a predicted model, not a curated record. Gene Ontology annotation, cellular component: endoplasmic reticulum.